Messenger RNA from Micromonas commoda, 456 nucleotides. RefSeq lists its product with no specific name. The coding region runs from base 1 to 456 and encodes 151 amino acids. The transcript has a single exon. Gene Ontology annotation, molecular function: riboflavin kinase activity. The record is from RefSeq and is a predicted model, not a curated record. Gene Ontology annotation, biological process: FMN biosynthetic process; riboflavin biosynthetic process. Lineage: Eukaryota; Viridiplantae; Chlorophyta; Mamiellophyceae; Mamiellales; Mamiellaceae.
AUGCGCGGCCCCGUGGUCAAAGGGUUCGGGCGGGGUAGCAAGAUGCUGGGGAUACCCACCGCGAACCUCGACGUGUCGCCGCUCAAGCUGCAGGCUGACGCGUUGGCUCCGGGUAUCUAUUUCGGUUGGGCGGCGGUGGCCAAGGAGGACCGUCGCGACGUCGGCGGCGGGGUGUACAGGAUGGUGAUGUCGAUCGGUUGGAACCCGUUCUUCGACAACGCGAAGAAGACGAUCGAGCCGUGGCUGCUGCACGAGUUCGGCGGGGAUUUCUACGAUCAGGAGCUGAGGCUGCACGUGUUGGGAUACAUCCGGCCGGAGGCGAACUUCACGACGCUGGAGGACCUCGUCAAGCGGAUACACAGGGACGCGGAGGUGGCGAAGACGUGUUUGGCGCUGGAGGAGUUCGCCAAGCACGCGCACGACCCGUUCCUCGUGGAGGGUCUCGUGCCAAACUGA